UCCUGCUUUUUUUUUUUUUUACCUUUUACUCUUUUUUUCAACAACCCAAUUCCCAAAACAAAAACUUUUUUGGUCUCUUUCACGCAAUCUUCACUUGCACAAGGUUGCUUUCAAAGCUUCAAACUUCAAAUCUCCAUUUUUGUGUCACAACAGUUUCCCCUGUUUUCCUCAGCUUCCCCUGUUUUGAAAAAGAGCUCUCUGUUUUUUCUUCCUUCUUCGCAAUCAAGAAUGGCCAUAAAGACAAUCGAAUUGUUGAAGGGGUGCGCUUCCCAAGAAGAGAUGAUGGAAGUUCUUGCAGCUGUGGCUUCCGAUUUGGGUGAUGUGAUCGAAGAUUUGAACAACUUGCAGGUGAUUCCACUGAAAGGUGCAAUGACCAAUGAGGUUUUCCAAGUAAAUUGGCCAACCAGAAAUGGUGGAGGCGGUUUGAGGAAGGUUUUGGUUCGAUUGUAUGGCGAAGGUGUUGAGGUUUUCUUCAACAGAGAAGAAGAAAUUCGAACCUUUGAGUGCAUCUCAAAUCAUGGACAGGGUCCAAGGCUUCUUGGAAGGUUCACCUCUGGCAGAGUUGAAGAGUUCAUUCAUGCUAAGACUCUCUCAGCUGCCGACCUCCGGAACCCGGAAAUAUCUCCUUUGAUAGCCUCUAAGAUGAGAGAGUUCCAUUCGCUUCACAUGCCGGGUCCUAAGAAGAUUCAGCUAUGGCAGAGACUAAGGAAUUGGCUUAGUCAAGCCAAGAGUUUGUGCUCUGCUAAGGAUAUCAAAAACUUUGGUUUGGACAAACUAGAUGAGGAAAUAAAUAUGCUUGAGAAGAAGUUAUGUGAAGGAUAUCAAGAGAUUGGUUUCUGUCACAAUGACCUUCAAUAUGGUAACAUAAUGAUGGAAAUAGAGACAAGGGCAAUAACUAUCAUUGAUUAUGAAUAUGCAAGUUACAAUCCUGUUGCUUAUGACUUGGCGAAUCAUUUCUGCGAAAUGGCGGCCGAUUACCACACGGACACCCCUCAUGUUCUGGACUACAGUAAAUAUCCUGGACUAGAGGAGCGCCAACGCUUUAUUCGAGUCUAUCUGAAUUCAGAAGGAAAGAAGCCAAGCAAAACUAAAGUGGAGCAACUACUCAACACUACAGAGAAAUACACUCUUGCAAACCAUCUAUUCUGGGGUUUGUGGGGGCUCAUUUCUAGUUAUGUUAAUAAAAUUGACUUUGACUACAAAGAAUAUGCAAGGCAGAGGUUUCAGCAAUAUUGGUUGACAAAGCCUGCUUUGUUGGAUUCAGAAGGCAAUGUUUCUGAAGAUGAAAUUGUGGCAUCCUUCAUAUAAUUACCUUCUUAGUCAAGUUAAUCUUAAUUAGUAGUAUUUAUUCAAUAACAACCUCUAAUGGCAUGAUCAUAUGCAGUGUUAUAUUUGUAAAUAAUAUAAUCACUGACAAUGUGUGAUGAAUUUUUGUCAUUUUUUUUUCCUGUUUUUACUAAUAUAGUUGCUUAUCAAUGAGACAAUGAUCAAUCCCUCUCUCUGGGGAUUGAGAUGGUGAAUGAAAUUGAGAAUUACUAGUUAUGUUAUUUGCAAUAUCUUGUUAAUUUUCU
Molecule: messenger RNA, 1571 nt
Organism: Arachis duranensis
Lineage: Eukaryota; Viridiplantae; Streptophyta; Magnoliopsida; Fabales; Fabaceae
Product: probable choline kinase 1
Exons: 8
Coding region: 229-1308 (359 amino acids)
Biological process (GO): phosphatidylcholine biosynthetic process; phosphatidylethanolamine biosynthetic process
Cellular component (GO): cytoplasm
Molecular function (GO): choline kinase activity; ethanolamine kinase activity
Source: RefSeq, a predicted model, not a curated record